Penicillium coprophilum is the source of this 1284-nucleotide messenger RNA. RefSeq lists its product as uncharacterized. NCBI's taxonomy places the organism in Eukaryota, Fungi, Ascomycota, Eurotiomycetes, Eurotiales, Aspergillaceae. Bases 1 to 1284 code for a protein of 427 amino acids. The transcript has a single exon. The record is from RefSeq and is a predicted model, not a curated record.
AUGCUUCCCUACAUCAUCCGGCCCAGACACAUUAAGCCGAACGCCGACAAGAGCUACCCCAUCCCAAAUUUCCAAACCCUACUCACCCUCCUCAAUCCCUUAUUCCUAACCCCCUCCAGGGCAAAAUCCAACAUCAAAACCCGAACAAUGAACAAAGAGAACGAGCGGGGCAAUCCCCCCCAACCCCAAAGCUCAAACACAACCCCAGCGCCAACCCCAGCCCCAUCAUCAACCUCAAACACUCAACCCCCUCCGAACCCCUCGCUAGCAACCCGCAUCCAAACCUCCGCAACAGCCCUAGCAAAAUCCGCAUUCAACCCAGGCUCCGACAUAUCCCACACCCUAGCAUCAAGCACAAGCAGCAAACCAGCCGGUCCAUCCCUGCCAAACACACAGACAAGCAGGGAUCUAUCCACACACACACAGCAAGGAGCUCCCAGCUCCGGGUCUGCAUCUACACCUACAUAUGCAGCGCAAGCCUUCCGCGAACACGAUCCAUCAACAGGUGGAUUCGCUCUACCCACCUUGACAGAAGAUGAAUUCCAGAGAACUGUAUACGAACACGAUGGGAUAGAUGCGACAAUCGCAACCACAACUACAACUACAAAUCAACCCCAAUCCCAGUCCAGCCACGACGACCUCCAAACCCCUUCCUCAACUUGGAAAGGAAAGGCACGCGCCCACGACCCAACACAACACCAACUCGAAACUGUCUGGCAGCGCCAAUGGGACACGAAUGAGCAGAAAUAUAUACCAAGCACAGACGACGGCGCAGCGGUGGUGUCCCUCCUAUCCGAUACGAACUUCGAUCCGAAUUUCGAAGACCCGACGACCCUUCCAGAUACGGAGAUUGAUAUUGCGGCUGCGCCGGCUCCGCUUUCUGCUGCGGAGAGAGAGGUGCUUGAUUCGUUUCUGAAGGGGACGGGGACAGAGGAGGGGAGAAGUGAGGGACGGUUCACGGGUGCGAGUCUUGUUCCUGAUAUUGAUGUUUUUUUGAGUCAGGGGGUUGGGAGUGGGGUUGGGUUUGGGGAGGGGAAUGGUUUGAGUUUGGGUGGUUCGACUUCUACUUCGCUUCGCGAUGCGGUUUUGAUGGAUCUUCCUGGGGCUGGGGAUUGGGUUAGGGUUCAGGAGAGGUAUCAUGAUGAGGUUUGGGGGUAUUUGGAGCCUGUGCUUGAGGAUGCGAAGACGGAGAUUGAGAAGGGGGUUGGGGAGGGGACUGGGGGUGGGGAGGAUGGGCCUGCUGUUAGGAGGUUGAAGAUGAUUUUGAUGCAUAUGAAGGGGUGA